Rhododendron vialii is the source of this 4491-nucleotide messenger RNA. RefSeq names its product protein TORNADO 1. The transcript has 3 exons. Bases 181 to 4314 code for a protein of 1377 amino acids. The record is from RefSeq and is a predicted model, not a curated record. Gene Ontology annotation, molecular function: protein binding. NCBI's taxonomy places the organism in Eukaryota, Viridiplantae, Streptophyta, Magnoliopsida, Ericales, Ericaceae.
UCAUCCCAAUGUAUAAUCAAAGAACAUCUUCUGAUCCCUAUUUUUCAAAAAGGGGCUUCCUCAGACAAUCUUGAUUCUUGACCUUGAAAUUUACCUUAAUGGUUCCUUUUUAUCUCUGUGUGCAACUGCAAAGCACAUUUUAGUUCCCUAAACCUGCAAAGAGUUCUCACCACACCAACAAUGUCAACAAGCCAGACUACCAAAGAUCUUCAAUGGUUUCUUCAGGCAACGAAAUCCGAGACCCUCAAUCUGCACAGCAUCUCCUUCUACCUCUCUCAACCAACUUCAGCUUGUUUCCAAGAAACAGAAAACUCCAUCAACAUAAACAUUUCAAACGAUGGGCUUUCCCAAUUCUCUCACCUCUUGACAGUUUUAGGAACAUCCAAGACGACUAACUUGUCGCUGCGAAACUUGGAGUUUCACCAAGUUAAUUGGGAGUUGCAGCAAAUACACAAUCUCGGGGCAUUACUGGAGAAUAACACAGGCAUCAAGCAAAUCGUGUUUAGACGAAACAGGUUUAACACGGAGUGCUUAUAUGAGUUAUCAGAAAUAGUGAAGAGAAAUGGUGUAGUUAAAGAAAUCAUGUUUUCAGAAUCGGGAAUUGGGUCAGUUGGAGCUAGCCUCCUUGCUUCAGCUCUAAAGGUGAACAAUAGUUUGGAAGAGUUGCAAAUAUGGGAAGACUCUAUUCGGUCUAAAGGAGCAGAGGAGCUCUCAAAGAUGAUAGAAGUGAAUCCUACACUGAAGCUGUUGACAAUUUUCGAUUCAAGUUCGAUAACAGCAACCCCACUAAUAUCUGCUGUUUUAGCAAGGAAUAGAGCCAUGGAAGUUCAUGUAUGGAGCGGAGAACAAGGAGAAAAAAGUUCCAAAGUGGUUGAGUUCGUACCUGAAAACAGCACACUGAGGAUUUACAAGCUUGAUGUGGCAGGGUCUUGCCGGGUUGCUUGUGCCCUCGGGUGGAACUCAACGGUUAAGUCACUGGACUUGACUGGGGUCCGCCUGAAAUCUCGGUGGGCCAAGGAGUUCCGAUGGGUUUUGGAGCAGAACCGGAGUCUGAAAGAGGUAAAUCUGUCAAAAACCUGUUUAAAAGACAAGGGAGUUGUUUAUGUUGCAGCUGGACUUUUCAAGAAUCAGAGCUUGCAAAGUUUAUAUCUUGAUGGAAACUGGUUUGGUGGUAUUGGCGUGGAACAUUUACUCUGCCCCUUGAGCAGAUUCUCCACUUUGCAAUGUCAAGCAAAUACAACAAUAAAGGCAGUAACUUUUGGAGGUGGGAAAACAAAGAUGGGAAGGGGAGGUCUUGCAGCUGUUUUACAGAUGCUGACGACCAAUCAAACCGUGACAAGGAUGGGGGUAUACGAUGAUGAAGGUUUAAGGCCAGAAGAUUUUGUUAAAAUCUUCAAGAGCUUGGAGAGGAAUGCCAGUUUAAGGCGCUUGUCUUUUCAAGGCUGCAAAGGAGUGAAUGGGGAUUUGGUGCUACAAGUAAUAAUGGAGACGUUGCAAGUGAAUCCCUGGAUCGAAGAACUUGAUCUCGCAAGAACGCCGCUGCAGAAUUCUGGGAAGACAGAAGGGAUUUACCAGAAACUGGGUCAGAAUGGGAGGACAGAAACAGAAGCAGAAACAGAUUUGCUCAAGGACAUGCCAAUGGUGGUGCCCAAAAGUUGCCGAGUAUUCUUCUGCGGCCAAGAAAAUGCUGGUAAAACUACAUUAUGCAAUUCCGUAUCUCAGAACUUCUCUUCUUCAAAGCUACCCUACAUGGAUCAAGCAGUUAGAACUAUAGUGAAGCCAGUUGAGCAAGCAGUUAGAACGGUUGGAAUGACGAUAAAAACUUUCAAAGACGAAGACACAAAGAUUUCCAUAUGGAACCUUGGUGGUCAGCAUGAGUUCUACUCCCUCCAUGAUCUCAUGUUCCCAGGGCAUGGCAGUGCCUCGUUUUUCCUCAUCAUAUCCAGUCUGUUUAGAAAACCCAACAACAGAGAACCCAAAACCCCAAAUGAGAUCGAAGAAGACCUCCAAUAUUGGCUAAGGUACAUAGUUUCCAAUUCAAGAAAAGCAGUCCAACAGUGCAUGCUACCAAAUGUAACCAUAGUGCUCACUCACUACGACAAAGUCAAUCAACAGUCACAGAAUUUUCAGGAGACCGUAAAUUCAAUUCAGAGAUUAAGAGAUAAAUUCCACGGCUUUGUCGAAUUCUACCCGACAGUGUUUACAGUUGAUGCUAGAUCAUCAGCAUCUGUGAGUAAACUCACUCAUCACCUUCGCAAAACAAGUAAAACAGUGCUCCAAAGAGUCCCUAGAGUUUAUGAGAUUUGCAAUGAUCUGAUACAGAUUCUAUCAGAUUGGAGGUCAGAGAAUUCUAACAAGCCAGCAAUGAGGUGGAAUGAGUUCGCUGAUCUAUGCCAGGUUAGAGUUCCAUCCUUAAGAAUUCGCUCAAGACACGAUAACAAGGGUAGGGUGGAGAUGAGGAGGCGGGCUACAGCUAAUUGCCUUCAUCAUAUAGGGGAGGUGAUAUAUUUUGAUGAACUGGGGUUUCUUAUCCUGGAUUGCGAGUGGUUCUGUGGUGAAGUGCUUGGUCAACUGAUAAGACUAGACGUUAGAAAGCAAAACUCGACGGAGAAUAAUGGGUUUAUAAGCAGGAAAGAAUUGGAGAGGAUUCUUAAAGGAAGUUUGCAGAGCCAGAUUCCAGGGAUGAGUUCAAAGGUUUUUGAGAAUUUAGAUACGAGUGAUCUUGUGAGAAUGAUGCUGAAACUGGAACUUUGUUAUGAACAAGAUCCAACGGAUGCAAAUUCAUUGCUACUAAUCCCCUCCAUUUUGGAAGAAGGCCGGGGGAGGCCACAGAGAUGGCUGUUAAGCACACCGGACUGUGUCUAUGCAGGGCGACAUCUGGAAUGUGAUGAUUCCAGCCAUAUGUUCCUCACACCAGGCUUCUUUCCCCGCUUACAGGUGCAUCUCCACAAUAGAAUCAUGGGAGUAAGGAAUCAACAUGGGGCAACUUACAGUCUUGAGAAGUACCUUAUCUCAAUUAACAUCAAUGGCAUCCACGUCAGAGUAGAGCUUGGAGGGCAAUUGGGCUACUAUAUCAACGUCCUUGCGUGCUCCACUCAUAAUUUGACAGAAACCUUAAGACUCUUUCAGCAGCUCAUAAUACCCACAAUACAGUCUCUCUGCCACGGUGUCACCUUAACUGAACACAUUCUGCGACCCGAAUGCGUUAGAAAUCUAACACCCCCAAGAUACAGAAAAACCCAAUUUGUCCCUGUGCAAAGCCUAAAAGAGGCACUACUCUCAGUUCCAGCAGACGGCAUGUAUGAUUAUCAGCACACAUGGAGUCCAGUCUCAGACUCCGGCAAACCUAUCUUAGGCGGUGGAUUUGAUUUUGCCAGAGACCUACUAUCCGAUGAUGAUUUUAGGGAAGUGCUACAUCGAAGAUAUCAUGACCUAUACAACCUUGCUUUGGAAUUGCAUGUCCCUCCGGAAAAUAAUCCAGAUGAACCAGAUCAUGCACAAUCUACCAGUGAAGAAAAAGUUGAGCCGACAUUUGGAGGAAUUGCCAAAGGGGUCGAAGCAGUUUUGCAGAGACUGAAGAUCAUUGAGCAAGAAAUCAGAGAUUUGAAGCAGGAGAUUCAAGGGCUGAGAUAUUAUGAACACAGACUUCUUAUUGAGCUUCAUCACAAAGUGAACUACCUUGUCAAUUACAAUGUUCAACUGGAAGAAAGAAAAGUCCCCAACAUGUUCUAUUUUGUCAAAACGGAGAACUACUCGAGGAGAUUGGUUACCAUUAUGAUUUCAGGAAUGAAUGCAGUCCGGUUACACAUGUUGUGUGAAUUCAGGCAAGAGAUGCAUGUGGUUGAAGAUCAGUUAGGUUGCGAGAUGAUGCAAGUUGACAACAUGGCAGUGAAGUGUUUGGCUCCGUAUAUGAAGAAGUUCAUGACACUAUUAACAUUUGCUCUAAAGAUAGGAGCUCAUUUAGCAACUGGAAUGGGACAGAUGAUACCGGAUUUGAGCAGGGAAGUUGCACAUCUUGCAGACUCUUCACUACUGUAUGGGGCAGCAGGUGCAGUUGGAGCUGGGGCUAUGGGGGCCGCAGCCGCUGGAAGCAGAAACAGAAGCAGGGACUCGAGGGAUAUUCAGCAAGAUCAAAGAACAGCACAACAAUGGGUCAUUGAUUUCCUAAGGGACCGGAGGUGUUCAAGUGGAAGAGAUAUUGCAGAGAAGUUUGGAUUGUGGAGAGUGAGGUACAGGGACAGCGGCCAGAUUGCCUGGAUUUGUAGGAGGCACAUGCACACAAGAGCAAAUGAAGUUAUCGAAGUACCAAUCUGAAGUUUUAUUAGUAGUUUAUACGGAGAGAAAUGAUUGUCUUUUGUUUUUUUCUCUUGUUUGUUUUUUCUUUGUUAGGAAUGCCUCGAUGAAACUAUGGUUCACCAACCUCGUACUCUUUCUUUUUCUUGGCUGGUAGUAUUAGUGUAUUACCGUAGUCACCAAUGAUUUUCAGUUUCA